UCUGCCCCCUCCCCUCCCCUUGAUCAUUGCUUGUUGACUUGUCUCCCCCACUAGACUGUGUGCUCUGUGAGGGCAGGGGCUUUGUACAACCAGGGACCAACACCUGAUGCAAUGAUUCAAUAAACAUCUGUUGAAUUAAUAUGAAAGAUCCCCCCUGAUUCCUCUGUUGCUGGGCCCCUGUCCCCAAACCAGGAUGUAGGGCCCCAGAGUGGCCGUGGGUGAGGACACUCUGUCCCUGGCUGUUCUGACACUGAUUUCUAUCCCAAACAGGUGUUGCCUCUCUCCUUCCUCUUGGUCAAAUUCUCUUCCACCAAUAUAAGCCCAAACCGGAGGCUGGUGGACAGUCAUGCAUUUUAUGGCAGGCUCUGCAGGUAGCCGGAGUCUUGGGCCCCUGGGCCUCCACAGCAUCCCCCAAGCCCUGUACAUGGUCCUUUUAAUAGUGUCGGUCAUGAAGAGCUUGGUGUUUGGUAAAUUUGAUCUUGUCAAUCAAGAACCCCCUCAUCCAGUUCAGUACCCCAAAUACCUGUGCUGCUAUCGAUGCCUCUUGGAGACCAAGGAGUUGGGGUGCCUUCUGGGAUCUGACAUCUGCCUCGUCCCGCCUGGCAGCAGCUGCAUGACUCUCUUCAUAAAGAAUGGCAGUGGUUCUGACAUCAUGGUGAGUGACUGUCGCCGCAAGGAGCAGCUGAGUGAUUGCUCAUAUACCCACUCUUCUCCGGUGUUUGGCUUCUGGAUAUACUCUCAAUGCUGUUUCCUGGAUUUCUGCAAUAACCCACAGAACAGAGUGUUCUAA
Molecule: messenger RNA, 790 nt
Organism: Equus quagga
Lineage: Eukaryota; Metazoa; Chordata; Mammalia; Perissodactyla; Equidae
Gene: LY6G5C
Product: lymphocyte antigen 6 family member G5C
Exons: 3
Coding region: 347-790 (147 amino acids)
Cellular component (GO): external side of plasma membrane
Source: RefSeq, a predicted model, not a curated record